AUGUUCUCCAGACUAUUCUUCAUCUCCUGUUUCCUUCUUGGCGUCCUCCAUGUUGUUCUGGCUACAACCAUCCAUCGUCCUCCCUAUGAUCCUUCCAAGAACAAGCGAGGCCUAACCUUCAGCACACCAACAACCUGGAUUCAAGGCUUCUGUGGCGAUGGUACAUAUGUCACUUAGGCCUAUGACUGGGCUCAAUCCAAGCCUGAUAACUUUCCAGGAUGUCUAACCUAUAUUCCCAUGCUCUGGGGCGCCAGCCCAGGAAACGUCAAUGGCGUAUGUAACCCCAAACAUCAUUCCGCCAAGACUGCAUUUACUAACGAUAUGCUUUCAAGUGGAAAAAACGAGCUCAAGACUCCAUCAAUAAAGGCGCCAACCAUAUCCUUGGUUUCAAUGAACCUGAUCUCUGCUUUAUAACUGGUACAUACACCCAGGCUUGUAUGACACCGCAAGAUGCAGCAAACGCGUGGCGCCAGCAUAUCCAGCCCCUCGGAAAACAAGCCUGGCUCGUCUCUCCCGCUAUCACCAAUGCCGAUGGAUCAUUUAAAUGGCUCAGGGAUUUCCUGGCUGCGUGUCAUGAUUGCCAGGUCGACACUAUCGCUGUAAAUUGGUAUGAUACCGCGAAUAACUUUGGAUAUCUUCAGAGCUUCUUGCAGAGUUUGAAGAGCAUCAUUGGAAACAAAAAUAUUUGGCUUACUGAGGUAUGA
This is a messenger RNA of Hymenoscyphus albidus, 704 nucleotides long. The record is from the annotation of a GenBank genome assembly. Lineage: Eukaryota; Fungi; Ascomycota; Leotiomycetes; Helotiales; Helotiaceae.